Messenger RNA from Penicillium macrosclerotiorum, 930 nucleotides. RefSeq names its product endo alpha-1,4 polygalactosaminidase. The record is from RefSeq and is a predicted model, not a curated record. Lineage: Eukaryota; Fungi; Ascomycota; Eurotiomycetes; Eurotiales; Aspergillaceae. The transcript has a single exon. The coding region runs from base 1 to 930 and encodes 309 amino acids.
AUGUUGUUUUGUCUGAGUUACAACUGGAACACUUGGCUAGUCAAGGGAAACCUCUUGGUGGCCUGUAUUCUGACCUUGCUUAUUAUGGCGAGCGGCACGAACGCUCGGCCUAAUCCACACAUGCACCGCAUCGAUGCACGAAAUCACUUGAGGUCCAUCCGCAGUUCCCGAAACACCAGUAAUGGCAUCUGGCAACCGAAGGUUGGAGCUAAGUGGCAGAUCCAGCUGGUCAAUCCCGUCCAAGACAUUUCAAUGGGCGCAGAUAUCUUUGAUAUCGAUCUAUUCGACAACACGGCGGCCACCAUUUCCAAAAUCCACAAGACCGGCGCUAAAGCCAUUUGCUACUUCUCGGCCGGAAGUUAUGAGGAUUGGCGCCCUGACGCCAGCAAGUUUUUGGAGUCAGAUAUGGGCGAUGAGCUGGAUGGUUGGCCGGGCGAGCGAUGGCUGAAUGUAAAAUCGGCUAACGUCCGCACGAUCAUGAAGUCCCGCCUUGAUCUUGCAGUUAAAAAGGGCUGUGAUGGUGUCGACCCCGACAAUAUUGAUGCUUACGGGAACGACAGCGGUCUCGACCUGACCAAAGCCAAUUCGAUUGAUUACGUGAACUUUCUGGCUUCUGAGGCGCACUCUCGUGGGCUGUCAAUUGGGCUCAAGAAUGGGGGUGAAAUCAUUCCGGAUGUCAUUGGGAAAAUGCAAUGGUCUGUGAAUGAGCAAUGUGCCCAGUAUGACGAGUGCGACGUCUAUGCUGCCUUCACAGAGGCCAACAAGCCUGUCUUUCAUAUCGAGUAUUCAGGCGAGAUUGAUUCUAAACGUCGGCUCAUGGCCCGUGUGACCAACUCAGAGAAGUCCACGGCUUGUAACGCUCCCAACUCCGAGAAUUUCUCGACUGUGAUCAAGAACAUGGACCUCGAUGCCUGGGUUGAGUAUUGUUAG